Marchantia polymorpha subsp. ruderalis is the source of this 1086-nucleotide messenger RNA. The record is from the annotation of a GenBank genome assembly. NCBI's taxonomy places the organism in Eukaryota, Viridiplantae, Streptophyta, Marchantiopsida, Marchantiales, Marchantiaceae.
CUCUGUAGUAUGCGGACUAUGACGAAGUGCCCUAAGGACGUACUUGUACAUUCAGGUCUGCUGCUGCCGACACCGUGGGGUUGAAGCAAAACCCUGUGCUUCUCGCAGCUACCGAUCAAACGACGAUUUUCUGCUUCAACUUCCUGAUCACAUUGAUUGUCAGGUGGAUUUCGGAGGUUACAAUUUACUCGUUGGCUGGUAUAUUUGUGCAUCUUGGAGCCCCACGGAAGAAACGUUCAGUCAGGAAGGAUUUGAAGAUACUCUGAAAGGGAAGGCGCGGAGGAAAUAUGCGUCCAUUAGACGAGGACGAAACGACACAAGUUCUGGAGAAGCUGCAUAAGUUUGUUGGCUCUAAUCUGAAGCAUUUGAUCGAGCGGCAGGCGACAGAGGGCUUAGAUUCAAAACCAGGUGGCUACUGCUUUCGCCUGCAUAAGCAGAGAGUUUACUAUGUAAGUGAAUCACUUGUUCGUCGAGCCACGAAUAUUUCUAGAGAAAAACUAUGCGCACUAGGGACUUGCAUAGGUAAGUUCACGAAGUCUUCAAAGUUCAAGCUCGUGGUGACUUGUCUCGACCUUCUUGCCGCCCAUGCCAAGUAUAAGAUAUGGGUAAAGCCCUCAGCAGAAAUGUCUUUUCUUUACGGUAAUCAUGUAUUGAAGAGUGGCCUUGCAAGAAUUACAGACAACACCCCUCAAUAUCAAGGUGUGGUAGUCUACUCCAUGUCGGACAUUCCUCUAGGAUUUGGUUUGGCUGCUAAGUCUACUCAAGACUGCAGAAAGUUGGACCCAACAGACAUAGUCACUUUGCAUCAGUCAGAUAUAGGUGAGUACUUGCGAAUGGAGGAUGAGCUGUAGAUUGGGCGGAACUUAUUUGUAAUUUUAAUUUCCGUGUUGAUACUUGUUACUCAAAUGAAUCGAGUGAAGGGUGGUUUUGUGCUGUCAAGCCAAACCCUGAAAUUUUGACCGUGAAUGUCACGUAUGUGCACGUUACAUUUGGAUUUUUCUGGGAGUUGUUCAAGUCUAUCGAGUUGAAUUCUGCACCGCGAAGUAGUUUCUAACUUCACGGCGCGAAUCACAUCUUCAAGUAUGG